This is a messenger RNA of Clarias gariepinus (North African catfish), 1377 nucleotides long. RefSeq names its product olfactory receptor 52D1-like. Lineage: Eukaryota; Metazoa; Chordata; Actinopteri; Siluriformes; Clariidae. Gene Ontology annotation, biological process: G protein-coupled receptor signaling pathway. Gene Ontology annotation, cellular component: membrane. Bases 1 to 1377 code for a protein of 458 amino acids. Gene Ontology annotation, molecular function: olfactory receptor activity; G protein-coupled receptor activity. The record is from RefSeq and is a predicted model, not a curated record. The transcript has 4 exons.
AUGCCCACAAUACUCUACCGGUUUCUGCCACAGGAACCCGAAGCGGCAGUUCCGUCUGCCUUGGCUUUUGUUCAACCUUGCCGGCACACCUGGAGAAAAGCUAAGGAGGUCUUGGCCCGGGCUAGUAGACGGACCAAAGCCGCGGCCGAUCGCCACCGGUCUCCUGCCCCUAACUAUGUUUGUGGUCAAAGACUAUGGCUUUCUACCAAGGACUUGCCUCUCAGGGUAGUCUCACGCAAGUUGGCUCCCAAGUUCAUCGGUCCAUACCGGAUCACAAAGGCAGGGUCCUGGUUUUUUUUCUUCAUUAAUGUGCGCUGCGCUGCGGUUUCCCGUCCCGAGGCCGGCCUGCUCUUGCCCUUCUUCGUGGCCGUGCAGUUCAGCGGGCUUCGGCCCUAUCGCCCCCUCCUGCCCACCGAAGGAACUACAGCUACGUUUUCAGUAGCAGUUGCUUCAAUGACAUCAAUGGAAAUUAACACUUCUUAUCCUGUUAUAUUUACCUUGUCUGGGAUUAGGGAUCUAUGGCCAAAACACCUUUUCAUUUUAAUUUUUCUCUUAAUUUAUCUCUUAAUCAUUCUUUUAAAUCUUACAUUGAUCAUAACAAUUAUGAUAGAAAAAACACUACAUGAGCCCAUGUAUCUUUUUCUGUGUAAUCUGUGUUUUAAUGGACUCUAUGGUACAGCAGGGUUUUAUCCCAAAUUAAUUUAUGAUCUGUUUUCACCCAUACAGGUAAUGCCAUUUGUUGGAUGUAUUGCACAAGCAUAUGUAAUAUAUACAUCUUUCAUGUGUGAAUAUACAACAUUGGCUGUAAUGGCUUAUGACAGAUAUAUUGCAAUAUGUCGACCUUUAGAGUAUCACAAUGUCAUAAUAACUCAGAAAGUGGCAAAAGCUAUUGUUUAUUCUUGGGUAUUUCCUCUUUUUAUUUCAGUGCCUUACUCUGUCAUUCUUAAUCAACUGCCAAUGUGUGGGUCAGAGAUAAACAGAGUUUACUGUUAUGCCUGGGCAAUGGUCAGGUUGGCAUGUGUCCCAUCUACAACUCUUAAUAUAUAUGGGUCUUUUGUAAUAUGCAUAUUUGGAUUGCAUGCCGCUUUAGUAAUUGUUUCAUAUCAGCGACUUAUUGUUGCUUGCAGGCAAUCAAAUGAGAGCAGAAAAAGGUUCAUGCAGACAUGUGUGCCACAUUUGGUAUCACUGAUCAACUUUUUUAUAACUUUGCUUCUUGACAUAUUGUUCACUCGCUAUGGGUCAGAUGACGUUCCAGUAGCUGUGCGUUAUUUUUUACAAUUUGAAGUUCUUAUUGUUCCACCUCUCCUCAAUCCACUUAUGUAUGGCCUUAAACUUUCAGAGGUACGAAAGAGGAUUUUUCAAAUGCACAAAAGAUAA